Messenger RNA from Ahaetulla prasina, 3300 nucleotides. RefSeq names its product glutathione S-transferase C-terminal domain containing (gene GSTCD). Lineage: Eukaryota; Metazoa; Chordata; Lepidosauria; Squamata; Colubridae. The transcript is spliced from 13 exons. The record is from RefSeq and is a predicted model, not a curated record. The coding region runs from base 990 to 2864 and encodes 624 amino acids.
GGAUAACCGGCGGGAGGGCAGCGGUUCUCCGUCCCCGAGCCGCCGCACCCCACCCACCCCCUCCCCGUCCCGGUCCAGGGUUGGGAACUGAAGGGUUUGGGCGCUCGAUUACGAGGCUCCUGGGCACCUGCAGAUGUUGUUCCCCUCCCCACAUGCCUAUCGCCACAUGUCUUUUGGAAUCAUCAUAAUAAUAAUAAAAUACUUUUUAAAAGCAUGUAGAAGAGGAUCAUAGGACGGGAAGGGACCUCGGAGGUCCUCUAAUCCAGCCCUCCUGCUCGAGCAGGAGACCUUCCAUUCCAGACAGAUAGGUUGCCCAAUCAGGGUCAGUUUGUUGUCUGCAUGCUUGAUGGCUAGUGGAAGUAUAAAAUAGAAAUCAAAAUCAGAUUUCUUGUUUUCAAUUAUCUGCCGCUGCAGUGUUUCCUUUCCAUAGCCAUAUGUUGUUGUUGUUUUGGAGGGGUGUUCUAUAGAUAAUGUCUCCUUUGAGCUGACCUAAUUACUUCUGUUUAUUUAUUUAUUUAUUUUGCAACAAAAAUGGUUUGUGAUUGCUUUUUUCUGGUGGUUGUUUUUUUUAAAAAAAAACUUUUCUAGUCUAGCUGAUGGUUGCAAGAUUUCCUUGUGGUCACCCAUCCAGAUAAUGACCGGCUGUGAUCCUGUUUUCCAUAUCAGCCAAGAUUAAGAGUACUCAGAAAGAUAACUGUAUUUUGCUUUUCAAAUGAGAUUGUGGGUUCAGAUUGAAGUAAGGUUGAAGUUCACAUCUGAGAAUUCCUGAGGACCAUAGGAUUACCAGAAUAAUUUUUAAACUCUCAUUGGUUGAGUUCAUUCAUACCCAUUAUGGAUAGACACUGCCAUUGUGGUUCGGGCAUAUACAGUCAGCCACAUAUUCAGUUCAGGUUUAUUUCAAUAAUUGUACUGAGAUUACAGGAUCUAGAUGUGGUUCCUUUCUCACUUUCUUGGAAAAACAGUUGCUGACCAGUCAGCUACCGGAAAAAAUGAAAAGUGAAAACGAAGACCACCUAUAUCUAGACUACUUCGGUCAUAAUGAAGACUGUAUCUAUCCUCUGCACACAUCUAUAUCCUUGUUUCUUUUGGCAUAUUGUGAAUGUAAGAUCUUCAGGAUAUUUUUAGUAACUUCAAAUGAAAUAACUUCUGAUCUACAACAGACAGAGGAAAUAUUGUCAAAGUACCCAGAGAUUAGCUUCAUCAAAAGAUCUGAAAUUCCUGUGAUGGUUCAAAGCUGCUGUUUACCUGCUGUUGUUGAAAAGAAUGGCAGAUUUUGUCGUGCAGGACUUGCUGUGGUAUUGAGGUAUAUUGUACAGAAAACCCAUGAGGCGGAUCCAUUAAACAAAGGUGUUUUGGAACUUUUGGGCUUUAAAAGGACCUGUUUGAAAGCUUGUGCUGAAGUUAGUGAAUGGACCAGGCUUUGUGAGGUCAGUAUUCCUCUGGCAGUUGAAAACUUUCUAAAAGUAUCUCAUAAUCUGCAUGAGAAUGUUCCCAAAGAGAUACUGCUGUUUGAAAACAAAUUGGGAGAACCUGUAAGAGUGCACAAUGAUGAUAAAAUUAGAAGACAGAAAGUUCAACAGCAAAAGAUGCUUGACAAGACAGCAAGCACUGAUAUGUCCUCAAAAGAAGAUAGGACCAUGGAAAAUAAGGAACCUGCUUCUGCAGAUUUAGAACUGAGGACAGCUUUCUCUAAACUAACUUUGCAGAAGAUGCCACUUGCUGCCAACAGGGAGCCCUCUCACAUUAGGAAAAUAAAAACAUCUGAACUUCCACCUCUGGAGCAUAUAUUUGCUGAAGGACUUUAUUUCACUUUGACAGACAUAGUUCUCUUGCCAUGCAUCCAUCAUUUUUUGGUUGCUUGCAAGAAACACCAAAACAACAUACUACAGCUGCCUUUAAUAUUGAGCUGGUACAAAAGGGUUCUAGAAGUACCUGGAAUAAAACAAGCCACUGUAAAAUGCAAUAUAAAAAAUAUCCUGGAUUGUCAAUUACACCCUUUACCAAAUGAAUGCCAGCAGAAUACUUUCACAGCUUUUAAAGAGCCAGAAAAUGUUCCAGAGGAAAUUCAAUUUAUAGGUGGACCAAGACCGACCAUAACAAAAUUAAUGGAAAAAGGAAUUGAAGCAAUGUUUUCUCCUCAUCCUUGCCCUAAAUGGGCCCUAGAUUGGGACAGUUUACCUGGCGCAGUCAACCCAGGAAAAGGAAAGAUGUCUGCUGAUCGCGCUUUGAGGAAACAACAGCAGCUGAACAAUCUAAUCGCUUUAGUGACAAAACUGGCUAAACCUGGAGAUGUAAUUGUGGAUUUUUGCAGUGGUGGGGGCCAUGUUGGAAUUGUUCUUGCUUAUAUAUUACCACUGUGCCAGAUAAUUUUGGUGGAAAAUAAGGAACAGUCACUCAUAUGUGCCGAAAAAAGAAGUGAUGAAUUAGGAUUACAUAAUAUUUGGUUCAUCCAAGCAAAUAUGGACAAUUUUAAAGGAAGUUUUAAUAUUGGGGUGGCACUGCAUGCUUGUGGAGUGGCAACAGACAUGGUCAUUGAACACUGUAUCAAAGUUGGUGCAGCAUUUGUUAUCUCUCCCUGCUGUUACGGGUUCGUACAGAAUACAUCCAAGUUUGCAUUUCCAAAAAGCCAUCAGUUCAAGAAAGUGCUGUCAUACAAGGAGCACAUGAUUCUUUGCAGAUUUGCUGAUCAGACAGCUGUCCAGCUGCCCCCUGAACGCAGGCAAAUAGGUAAACAAUGCAUGGGACUGGUGGAUCUUGAUCGAGCUUGGAGUGUGGAAAGAAGCAACUACUCAGUCCAAGUGAUAACCAUGGAACCACAGUCAUGUUCCCCAAAGAAUAAUUUGAUAACCGGUAUCCCGGUUUAGUUCAAAGGUUUUUCUAUCAAGCUGAAUUAAUAUUAGUUCUCUUGAUCGAAGUCCAAAUAACAUUUUGGAGACUGGAAAGGAAACACUGUACAUCUUGAAUCAGUUGUCUCCAAAAAAAGGAAGGAAACGCAGUAGGGGCUAUCUUGCAAAGGUUCCUAAUUCCUGCUUGAAAUAUGUGAUUAAAUGACAUCUGGCUCUCCCAAAAUGUUAAUCAGUCUACAUUAGAAGAGCAACCAAUACAUCCUUGGGAGAAUGAUUUCCUUUUCUAUGAAAAUUGGUCUUGCAUGUUGGAAAACAUUUUGUAAGGGUUCUGAGCUCCUCAGUAUUGAUCUAAAGAACAACUCACAGUAUCUUCCUUUCAAUGUUUUACGAUUAUACUUUCUAUGCUCAGUUACAAUUGUAAAUAAGAAAGUAUCACUUUUCUCAAAUAUUUUAA